Lathyrus sativus (Indian pea) is the source of this 975-nucleotide messenger RNA. The record is from the annotation of a GenBank genome assembly. Lineage: Eukaryota; Viridiplantae; Streptophyta; Magnoliopsida; Fabales; Fabaceae.
AUGAUUAACAUGGACGACGAUUUGGCAGGGGAGUUAAACGGCGUGUUUCUCUGCGUUUUGCCUAUGUUUCAUGUGUUUGGAUUGGCGGUUGUAACGUACGCGCAGCUGAGACGAGGGAGUGCGGUUGUUUCGAUGGGGAGGUUUGAGUUGGAGAGUUUUUUGAGAGCUAUUGAGAAGUACAGAGUGACGGAUUUGUGGGUUGUGCCGCCGAUGGUGCUUGCUUUGGCGAAACAGAGUGUGGUCAGUAAAUAUGACGUUUCGUCGUUGAAGUGUAUUGGGAGUGGUGCUGCUCCUCUUGGGAAAGAAUUGAUGGAGGAAUGUGCUAGACGUUUGCCUCAUGUUACUGUUUAUCAGGGCUAUGGUAUGACAGAAACUUGUGCCAUCGUUUCUAAAGAGAAUCCAAGAGUAGGCAUUCGCCAUCCUGGCUCAGCUGGAAUGUUGGCUUCAGGAGUCGAAGCUCAAAUAGUGAGUGUGGACACACAGAAGCCACUCCCUCCAAAACAAUUGGGAGAAUUAUGGGUACGAGGUCCCAACAUGAUGCAAGGUUAUUAUAACAAUCCAGAAGCCACAAGAUUGACUUUAGAUAAAGAGGGGUGGAUACAUACAGGAGAUCUUGGAUAUUUUGAUGAGAAUGAACAACUUUAUAUUGUUGACCGGAUCAAAGAAUUGAUCAAAUACAAAGGUUUCCAGGUUGCGCCAGCAGAACUUGAAGGUCUUUUAGUUUCUCACCCUGAAAUACUAGAUGCUGUUGUCGUCCCAUUUCCUAAUGAUGAGGCUGGUGAGGUUCCAAUUGCUUAUGUUGUUCGUUCACCCAAUAGUUCACUAACCGGGGAAGAAAUUCAGAAGUUUAUUGCUAACCAGGUUGCACCGUUCAAAAGAUUGCGAAGGGUGACAUUCAUCAGCAGUGUCCCUAAGACAGCUUCAGGAAAAAUUCUGAGAAGAGAACUUAUUGCAAAAACACGGUCCAAAAUAUAA